AUGGAUGCACAUAAAAUUCUAGCAGCAACGCUCGGCGCAGGCUUUAUCCUGCCGGAGUCGAGCGCAGAAUUUCGAUUCGCUCAAAACGCAAUUGGCAGAAGCCGCCGAAUCAUUGCAGCCAUCUACUGGGACUUGAACGCCAUGUGGCAUCUACAACAGGCGUGGGAGGACGACUCCUCAGAACAUGAACGUGAACAGUACGAGUCACAGCGUCGGACAAUCCAGGGAUUUCUUGAUCAGUCGGUCUAUCACAGGUAUACUCACAUUUUCCAGGACGCCGAAUUCUACCCGCUCUUUGAUCGCGUCAAGUACUUUCUCCUCGAGCAUGGGUGGGCACUGUUCGCCAUGUGCGCACAGUCGGAAGCUUUCCGUGCAGCAUGUCUCAAUCCAGAGAUUCUGGUCUGGGACGAGGUGAGAAAAUUGAUCACUGCUAACAAGCGCAGUAUCGAGAUCUUUGUUCGAUCUCGUCAACUCGAUUGGGCAACGCCUCUGCUGAGCUAUGGCAUUUUCGGAUUGAAGGAUAUCAUGAGCGCCGUGCAGCCUUCGCUGGAGAUAGGUAAGGAGCACGUUCAUCACUUGAUCCAGACAUCAGAGGGAUAUCUGAAACGUCCCAUCCAUGCGGGGAAAGCACAGACUAACAUCAACGUUGCCCUUUUCAAGCCGACGCGCAAAUCUCAGAUGCAUCCAUAUAUGCGCCCUCCGAAACCGGGUCCUUGCAUGAAGUGUCUGUGCAAGAGGAAAUGUCCGUGCCAUAAUCUGGGUGGGUUUCCCGACUGUCAAAAAUGUCGAUGCCCUCAGGCUUGCAACUGCAAGAAGCCAUUGUGGUUGACUUGCUUUGUGUGUGGCGCCACCGAGCGUUGCGAAUGCCGAGCCGGCUCUAUGGCAGGUGACUUGGUAGAACUCAUCGAGUAUCCCGUCAGGGGAACCGGUGUGCGUGCGUUGGCCAAUAUCAAGGCCGGUGCUGUUUUGGGUGAGUACGUUGGCGAAGUGAUCCCCCCGCGGCGGCAAUGUGACGAUGAUAUCUACGCUCUUUUCCAGACGGGUGUUUUUGGGAUGCUUCAAAUGAAGGAAACUGACCCGACUCCAAUCGGAACAACUUCAUCGGCGCACAUUGGCAACUGGACUCGAUACAUCAAUCACCACUGUGAACCUAACUGUCAAUUCGUCUCCGUUGUCGUUGGUGAUCGGGUGACAACCAUCGUUGAAGCUCUUCAAGACAUUGCCAUUUUCGAAGAAAUCACAUUGCACUAUGGACCGAAUUAUUGGCGCUCGAGAUUUUGUCAGUGUGGGAGCUCCAAAUGCUGCCAACCGCCACCCAAACGGAACAAUCGGGCCGAUCAGUGGGAUUGA
This is a messenger RNA of Penicillium oxalicum, 1350 nucleotides long. RefSeq names its product SET domain protein. Gene Ontology annotation, molecular function: protein binding. The record is from RefSeq and is a predicted model, not a curated record. The transcript has a single exon. Bases 1 to 1350 code for a protein of 449 amino acids. Lineage: Eukaryota; Fungi; Ascomycota; Eurotiomycetes; Eurotiales; Aspergillaceae.